Molecule: messenger RNA, 683 nt
Organism: Stegastes partitus (bicolor damselfish)
Lineage: Eukaryota; Metazoa; Chordata; Actinopteri; Pomacentridae
Product: probable G-protein coupled receptor 116
Exons: 9
Coding region: 159-683 (174 amino acids)
Source: RefSeq, a predicted model, not a curated record
UGAAUAGCAGUCUCUAUGGUGUCGUACAGUGAAAUGAUCAUGCCUAGCUGACAAGAGCUGGUUUGGACGCCAGAAGACAAUAACAGGCCAACUGUAGAGGAGUAUGCUGCUCAACAAUGAGGAUGAUCUUUGCUGACGCUCACAUCUAAACAGUCAGGAUGACAUUACCAAAGACAGUUGGAUAUGUGGCUGUUCUUCUGGUUAUAUGCAUCAGUCUGGAGAACUGGAGAUACAGACAGCCUCUGAAUGUCGUCUUUCAGGAACCAUCGAGUUCAGAAACAUCCCCCAUUCACAUCAGAGAAAAACGAGAAACUUCUGUAAAUUCCACUGAUCAUGAGGUCCAGGUUGUUAUAAGUAUCUCAGACCUGGACAGCAUCAAACUGAUUCUGGCCAAUCUCAUGUUUCCUUUACGGAUCGACAACUCUACAGAAAUCGUCAGCAUUGAGACCACAACAGUGUGUUCAGUAAAUACGACUGGAUACCAGUGCAGAUGUGAGGAGAGCUUUGCUUGGCCUCUCAACAGCUGCAUUGACCACGGGGCCUGUGAUAGCAUCAUUGAUGACACGUGUGGAUGCAUUAAUGGCCUCCCAGUAGACGGCCAGUACUGCCAGUCAAACACCAGUCAAACAGUGACAACACCAACGACAACAACGACAACAUCAAACGACCCAAAAUAUCAAUAA